This is a messenger RNA of Oryza brachyantha (malo sina), 2648 nucleotides long. RefSeq lists its product as uncharacterized. NCBI's taxonomy places the organism in Eukaryota, Viridiplantae, Streptophyta, Magnoliopsida, Poales, Poaceae. The coding region runs from base 459 to 1787 and encodes 442 amino acids. The transcript has 3 exons. The record is from RefSeq and is a predicted model, not a curated record.
UCUUCUUUCUCUCUCUCUCCUCGCAGGUCUCACUGUGUCUGGCCUAGCUAGCUAGGAGUAGCCACCAGAAGUAGCUAGCUACCUUCUUCUACUCCUCUUCUUGCUCUUGCUCCAAGCUCUUCUGCACCUGCGACGACUAGGCCGCCAUCGUCUAUCCGAAACCCAACCACGAUGGAGCUCGGGUUCAGCGGCGGCAGCGGCGAGGUCAUGCAGCGCGGGUCGCCGGCGGGGUGGGUUCCGGCGUGCACGCCGUUCAGUCUGGGAGGAGCUGCCUGUCGCGUGGCUGAGCUAUAGUGGUGCCUUGCUCAGUUGCUCUGCUUCUUCUUCCUUCUUCUUCUUCUUCUUCCUCCUCGGCCGCUCCGGUGUUCUUCGUCGCUGAGCUCGCUCUGCCAAGAAACCAACCGAUUUUGACAGCAUGAGCAAUGGAAGUAGCUGUUAAGUUCCAGUGACAGAGAGAAAUGGAUCCCCAGUUUUUUGUCAGACUGUCAGUUGGGCAGCUUGGCCUGAAGCUCCCCGGCGCGAAUGCGAGGAAGGCGGCCCGGAGCUUCCUCUGCGAAAUCCGGCUGAAAGGGUUCCCUGUCCAGAUAGCUCCAGUUCCUCUGAUCACUUCUUCGGAGUUCAACCUUGAUCCGCACACCAAUGCCGCCGUCUUCUCCCUCGACGAGUCUGAUCUGAAUGCGCUGUCGGCGCCGGGGUGUUUCGGAGCUCAUGGGUCUCAUCUUGAGGUGGCGGUGUACGUUGUUGGCCGGCGCGGCGGGCAUUGCGGCAUCGUGACCGGGAUGAGGAGGCUUCUUGGCGUGGUCAUGGUGGACGUCGGCGCGGCGGAGUGGAGGGAUGGCAAGCCGGCGAUGCCUCACCAUGGCUGGGUUGGCGUUGGCAGAGGCGAGGCCAGGCCGGAGCUGCAUCUGAGGGUGAAGCUGGAGGCCGAUCCCCGGUACAUCUUUGAGUUCGACGACGAGGUCGCGCUGAACCCGCAGGUUGUGCAGCUCCAUGGCCGCAUCCGGCAGCCCAUCUUCAGCUGCAAGUUUGUUCGCGACAGGCGGGGGUCGCAGGUGGAUCAGUACUGGUCGAGCUCCGGCGGCGAGGAGAAGGAGGCGGAGAUGAUGAGGAGGAGGGAGAGGAAGGGGUGGAAGGUGGUGAUCCACGACCUGUCCGGCUCCGCCGUCGCCGCGGCGUUCAUGGUGACGCCGUUCGUCGCGGCGAACGGCCGCGACACGGUGGCGCGGUCGAACCCGGGCGCGUGGCUGAUCGCGCGCGCCGGCGCGACGGCGCCGAGGUCCUCGUCGGCGGUGGAGAGCUGGCAGCCGUGGGGCCGGCUGGAGGCGUGGCGGGAUCAGGGCGGCGCGGCGGGCAGCAAGGACACGGUGUGCCUCCGGCUGCGGCUCCUCCCAGAGGGCCAGGACUCGUGCAUGCUCGUGGCGGAGACGCCACUCCGCAGCGACAAGGGCGGGGAGUUCGCCAUCGACAUGGACAGGCAGGCGCCGGCGCCGGCGGCGACCGGCGGGGCGGAGUACUGCGCGGCGAGCCUGGGCGAGGCGUGCGUCGGCGGCGGGUUCGUGAUGAGCUGCCGCGUGGAGGGGGAGGCCCGGAGCAGCAGGCCGCUCGUGCAGCUCGCCAUGCGGCACGUCACGUGCAUGGAGGACGCCGCCAUGUUCGUGGCGCUCGCCGCCGCCGUCGACCUCAGCGUCAAGGCGUGCCGGCCGUUCCGGAGGAAGACGGCGGCGGCCAAGAACAAGAAGACGGCGGCUACCACGUCGUCUCCCGAUCCCCUCGACCUGGACACGUAACCAGUGCAUUCAUCCAUCUCCCACCCUUCGUCUUCUUCCUCGCACAGGCGGAGAAGGGAAAGACCGAUCAAUCGAGCAUCCAUGGCGGCCAUGAAAUCCUCCCAGCUUUGUAAAUUCACUUCUCUGGAAGAAUUGGACACUCCUUUUUUUUCCGUUUGCAGUGAUCAAGAACGUUCAAAGUUUGUUCCACGAAUUUUUGUAGAGUUUACUAAAAUCCAAUCCUGGAUCGUCGGGUCUGUCAAGGUAACCCUCAUCCAUUGGGUCAAACUAGUCUCCACUCUGGUCUCCCCCACCAAUCCGUCAACGCGCGGCGACCUCGCCACCGACGAACUCCCAGCGAAAUCCGCCGCCGCCGCUCAUCCCCCAGCUGUGUCCGCCCAAUCCGCCCCGGUUUAUCCUUCUUCAAGUCUCGAGGUGUCCAUCCACGGCGGGAAGGAACAAGAUUACCGACGUAAAAGUUAAAAAGACUCAAUGACAUGUAGGCCUACGUCAGCGACUAUAUCCCUGUGACUUCUCAUUCAUAUAAGAGAAGAAGUGAAUUUUAAUUCUCUUUGGAUGGAAUAGGAACCGGAUUUCGUGACAUUGCACCGUAACAUUUUCGGUGACAUUGAGUCACUGACGUAUGGGACCUAUGUGGGUCUAGGCACAUAUGUCUUACGCGUCAGUGACUCAAUGUCACCGAAAAUAUCACGGGACAAUGUUCACCGAAUCUAUGUCCAUACAUGUAUACCAGGCAUCACUAGAAAAUUGUAUGCAAUCUGGCCAUUUGGGUGUACUGAACUACUGACUACUGAGAUAUACUCUUGUUAUUGUAGAACAGCAGAGUGAAGAAAUACACUAAAGAAUUAUCUGUUGAUGAAA